Molecule: messenger RNA, 2061 nt
Organism: Scheffersomyces stipitis CBS 6054
Lineage: Eukaryota; Fungi; Ascomycota; Pichiomycetes; Serinales; Debaryomycetaceae
Exons: 4
Biological process (GO): protein deubiquitination
Cellular component (GO): nucleus; cytosol
Molecular function (GO): cysteine-type deubiquitinase activity; cysteine-type endopeptidase activity
Source: RefSeq, a predicted model, not a curated record
AUGUCGUCCUUCUUCAAGAGACAUUCCCCCCCAAACUCGUCCACCGUCUUUGAUGAUAUCUUCUGGUCAUGGUAUCUCGAGAGCUACAGCUUGGUACGAGAUCCUGUUGGCGAGCCGCUCCCUAUAAAUCCCAAAAAGUACUCGUCUAUUUCAUUGGCUGUUAUCACUCUUCAAAAAUACUUCGAUAGUCUUAAAUUGCCUGUACCCUCAUCGAAGCAAACUAUAGCUCUUCUCAAGUCUCCGUUUACCCAGGGGGAUAUAAUCAAGACAUUCCAUCUCGUGCGUUUCUUCCAGCUUUCACGCGAGGGCUUGUUUCUCACAAACUCAUAUACUGAUAAGCUCAAUGGCACUAUUCUCUACAAGGGAGCUGAGAACUGGGAGAAUGUCAUGUGUUACCUAGAUGCGCUUCUAUUCCUGAUGUUUGCCAAACUCGAGUCGUUCGAGCCGAUUUUGUUUAUUUCCAACAGAGCACCCAAUACUCUAGUCAGCCAGUUGGCAGCUUUGUUACGUCUUUACAUCAGUAUGCUUCGUUCGGGCAAUUUGAUUACAACGGACAUCACCAUCCGCUUGUGUGAGACAUUGCUGAAAUUGGGAUUCAAAGAAGCAAUGUCUCAUAAACAACAAGAUUCUGCUGCGUUGUUUGAAUUCUUGACGGAAACGCUUUCUAUGCCACUUCUCACGUUCAAAAUUGAUAUCAAGCAUGGUGGUAAAUUCAACAAGGAAGACGACGAAAAAAUCUCCAAGGAACGUAUUCUCUUUGUCAGUCUUCCAGAAGAAGAAACACCGUUUCCUGAAAAGCCACCUGCUUCCAAGGAAGAAGAGAAUGAUGAAGGGAUUCUUCUUGAAGAGUGUCUCGAACAUUAUUUCAACAACUCCAUAAGUGUUAAACGAGAAUUGGAAAGAAGAGCAACCAUGGAAAGCUUGAAACCUGCGGCGGGGGAAGUUGUUUUCUACGACAACGCAAUCCCCGAAAACCAGGAAGUCACAACUCCCACUUCCGAGGGAAAUCCUGUAGUGAGAUCCAAUUCAAAACAGAAUAUGGAUGAAACGAUAAGUCUCCAGACUCUGGGACUGGCAUCUAGACUUCACAAGAGCAACCCAUUCAGAUACGCUUCUAGGACUCGUUCCUCCACGCUUUCAAUCUGGUCAAUGAACGAUCUGGAAACUGGGGGAAAGUCCAAGGAAGUCAAUUUGCCAGCCUGGAUGUUUUUGCGCCUCUUGCCAUUUUACACUGAUGACAAUGAUGUCACCAAUAGCCAGAACCAGAGCAUAGCCAAGAACUCCAAAGAGUUUGUUAACAGAAGACCAAUUCUUCCCAUUUGUCUCAAAAGAUAUUCCUUUGAUGCUACUAAAUCUCUGGCAAGUCGUUCUCAAAAAAGAAUCAUUAUUCCACCAUUUAUAGACUUGCCCCAGUUUGUUGCUGACGAUGUAGAUGACGAAACGGGAAACUACAGGUUGAUAUUGGAAAGUGCUGUUUGUCACCGUGGCCAUUCCAUUGCCCUGGGUCAUUUUAUUUCAGUCAUCCGAAAAAAUACAGACAACAUCUCGGAGACAGAAGAAGAGGCUCAAAACUCCACCUGGUAUUUGUACGAUGAUAUGAAGAAGAAAUCUAGAAUUGUAGAGAAGACCUUUAGGGAGAUAUUCAACAAAGAAUGGCCCUAUUUGUUAUUUUACAGAUUGGUGACUACUGACGAAAUAGCAUCUUCAACAAAUUCAAGUAAAGCUAAUCUUGCACAACAGAGUUCUUCCAACCCGUUUAUAGCUCCAGCUGGUUCCAAAAAUUCAUACUGGUCGGACGAUUCUGACACACCUUCUGGAAAGGUAGAUUCUGCCCAUAGUAGUACUUCCAGUAUUCCUAUUCCAGAUAUUUCACCUACCGAUGCCAGGUUCGUAGAUAUCCGUAACAAAUACUACUGGUACAUGAUAGACAAGAACAAGAACUACAUCAAAGAGCUCCCUUCGAUAAAGACGUCUAGUGGCAGAGAUGCCAGCGUAAGUUUCAAUCCACAAUUCCGUCGUAAUAGUCAGUGGAGUGAAAGAUCUAACGUCAGUAGCAUAGAU